AUGCCUAAACAAGAAGUCAUCGGUGCCGCAUUAAUCCGCAAUAAAAACAAAAGGAAAGGGCCUAAGUCCAAGCUACACACAACAGAAGAAGGCCCUAAGCUAAAAUCCAUAAUUGACCAAAACAACUUAGACGAAUUCAUGACCUUAGCAUCAUUAGCUAAUCGUCAAUUUACAGCCGAAAGAACCUUCAAAAUUGUUAGUGAGUCUAGAAUCGUAGCAGGUUUUUUGGUCAAUAUUUUUCAAUAAUUACUCAUUUUUUAUAUUAAGACAAUGGUAAAAUUAAGAAAAAAAAUCACAAUAUAAAAUACCUAACUCUCCCCCCUCCAUUAGCAAAUAAAAUUUAAUUGUUUUUUAAAAAAAAUUAUAUAUAAAUUUUAUAGUAAUUUUUUUUUUAAAAUUUAAAAUAGUAGUUAUUAUUUUAUGAAAAUAUUUUGUGUUCACUCGUGGAGGAUGGUUAGAGACAAAAAAAUAGGGAUUUUUCCAAUGGUUUUAUUCGCUAAUGGAAGAGUGGGUAAGAUAAAAUCAAAAAAGCUCUAGAAUAGUGGGUAAAAGUGAGCUUCAUGCCAAAUCAAUCAAUGGGCAAAAUUACCGAGCUUUAAGGCUCCCAAGAAGACCAAAAUGGACCCAAGAAACUACACCAGAGCAACUUAACGAGCUUGAAAACUUAGCUUUCCUCCAAUGGCGAAAAGAGCUCGCAGAAACAGAAGAGUCAGAAAUUAACUCUUCUGUGACCCCUUACGAGAAAAACCUCGACAUAUGGCGACAGCUCUGAAGAGUCCUGGAGCGUUCUGAGGUGAUCUGCCAAAUAGUUGAUGCCAGAAAUCCUUUGUUUUUCAGAAAUCCUGACCUAGAAAACUACAUAAAAGAAUUGUCUCCAGAAAAAAGUUUUGUGCUGAUUCUAAAUAAAGCUGACCUUGUCCCUGAAAAUAUUCGAAAUCUAUGGGCUGAGUAUUUUGAAAGGGAAGGGGUUGAUAUUAUGUAUUUUUCUGCAUAUAAAGAACAAGAGCUUAUUGAUAAUGAUAUGAGAAGGUGAAACCAGUUUGGUGAAAAAUUUGAGAAUAGGGACAAGUCAUAUAUACCAAAAUUAUUAUUUUUUAUAAAAAUUGGCAAAAAUAAUUUUUUUUAAAUUAUUUAUAGGAUAGAGUAUAUAUAUUCAAGCCAAGAAUUGUUGGACAGGCUAAGCAAUCCUAGCAAGCAUGUCAAUAUUGGCUUUGUUGGGUAUCCAAAUGUAGGUAAAUCCUCAGUUAUUAAUGUCCUUAUGGGUGAAAAAAGAGUUGGUGUGGCUGCUCAGCCAGGGAAAACAAAGCACUUGCAGACGCUUAAUCUUAGCCCAAACAUCACUUUAUGUGACUGUCCAGGUCUGGUUUUCCCUUCUCUGCUUUCUUCAAGAGCUGAAAUGGUUACUUGUGGAGUACUUCCAAUAGAUCAGCUUAAAGACAUAUUAAGUCCUGUCGAAAUCAUUUGCCUGAGGGUUCAUUCUUCAUUACUAGAAAACUUAUAUGGAAUCCAGCUAGGCGGAAGAGUGCCUGGGACCAUCCUUUUACAAAAAAUCGCGAACCAUAGAAGCUUUACUAUAGGAAGUGGACUUCCUGAUGAGUCAAAAGCAGGAAAAAUAGUGCUUAAAGACUAUGUUAAUGGAAAACUGUUAUAUUGCCAUCUCCCACCUGGCUUUGAGACAGAGCUGGAGCCUGAAGCUGUCGAGGAAAAAAAAGAAAUAGUUGAUCCCAUUUUUUUCUCUAAAGAAGUCGAAACCAAGCUAGGAGUUGACAAAGAAGGAGGAAUCUUUAUAGAAGCUGGGCACAAGCUAACUAAAAAAGAAAGAAGGGAGCUGAAAUUUGCUGUCAAAAGAGGAGAAAACUUCAAUGAGAAGCUCCAAGAAAUCACAAAACCUAAGGAAUCCAACGGAGUAAUAAUAAAAAAUCGUAAUAUUUCUUAA
Molecule: messenger RNA, 1936 nt
Organism: Blepharisma stoltei
Lineage: Eukaryota; Ciliophora; Heterotrichea; Heterotrichida; Blepharismidae
Source: the annotation of a GenBank genome assembly